Molecule: messenger RNA, 2603 nt
Organism: Bombyx mori (domestic silkworm)
Lineage: Eukaryota; Metazoa; Arthropoda; Insecta; Lepidoptera; Bombycidae
Gene: Snx6
Product: sorting nexin-6
Exons: 11
Coding region: 207-1475 (422 amino acids)
Biological process (GO): phagosome-lysosome fusion involved in apoptotic cell clearance
Molecular function (GO): phosphatidylinositol binding
Source: RefSeq, a predicted model, not a curated record
AGCAAUUGUACGUAUAGAACAAUAUGUCGUGUCCCUACUAUAUAGGUCUAUGUUUUGAAAUCGACUUUUGACAAUCACUAAAUGAUUAAAUUAAAACCAACAAUUUGUUUCGUUCGGUAGACUCGCUUUUCCUUGUUUUGUGCUUAAAUUACGAAAAUUCCUUCAAUAUUCUAAUUUUAAACCGUACAAUCCCUUUCUUUUACAAUAUGAUGCAGGACUGUGUGGAAGAUUCAUCGCAGGACCCUUUGUCAACUGUUCCAGUGGCUGAUCCAGCCCCAGCUACCAUGGACACAAAAGUCGAGAAAAAGAAGCCAAAUGAGAAUGUCUCUCUAGCUGAUAAUAGUCUUCUGGUAGACAUAUCAGAUGCUCUAAGCGAAAAAGAAAAAGUCAAGUUCACUGUUCACACCAAAACAACUUUACCGGAGUUCCAAAAAUCAGAGUUCAUAGUAGUACGUCAGCAUGAAGAGUUUGUCUGGCUACAUGACCGUUAUGAAGAGAAUGAAGAAUAUGCUGGUUAUAUAAUCCCUCCAGCACCUCCUCGUCCUGAUUUCGAUGCCUCCCGCGAGAAGCUACAGCGACUGGGCGAGGGGGAAGGAGCCCUCACUAGAGAAGAGUUCCUCAAGAUGAAGGAGGAGUUGGAAGACGAGUACCUGGCGACCUUUAAGAAGACGGUGGCGAUGCACGAAGUAUUCCUCCAGCGCCUGGCUGCUCAUCCUGUCUUCCGCAGGGAUUCUCAUCUCAGGGUAUUCCUGGAGUACGAACAGGAUCUCUGUGCCAAGCCAAGAGGCAAGAUGGACCUCAUUGGUGGACUGGUUCGGUCAAUGACAACAACCACUGAUGAGAUAUACCUCGGGGCGACCGUGCGAGACGUGAACGACUUCUUCGAGCAGGAGACGUCGUUUCUGCAAGAAUACUACUCGCACCUCAAGGAGGCAGUCGCUAAAGUCGACCGUAUGACGUCGAAGCACAAAGAAGUGGCGGACGCUCACAUCAAGCUGUCGUCUUGCAUAACUCAGCUCGCGACCAGAGAGCAGCCUCCCAUGGAGAGGUUCCUCACGAAGGCCUCCGAGACAUUUGACAAGUGCCGGAAAAUCGAGGGUCGCAUGGCGUCCGACCAGGACCUGAAGCUGGCGGACACUCUCCGGUACUACAUGAGAGACGCUCACGCAGCGAAAGCGGUGCUCGUGAGGAGACUCAGGUGUCUAGCUGCCUACGAAGCAGCCAACAGGAACUUGGAGAAGGCGAGAGCGAAGAAUAAAGAUGUUCACGCUGCCGAACAAGGUCAGGCGGAGGCGUGCGCUAAAUUCGAGCAGCUGUCCGCGAGGGCCAGGGAGGAGCUCAUCGACUUCAGGACCAGACGGGUGGCCGCCUUCAGGAAAAGCCUUAUAGAACUAGCGGAAUUGGAGAUAAAGCACGCGAGGUCACAGCAGGAGUUGUUUAGGAAAUCACUUCAAGUGCUUAGGGAGUGUCAGUGAACUGAAUGCGGCUUGGAACGACAAUAUCGGAAAUUCCAAUUCGAAGCAGGCAAUAAUAACCCUUAUCUCUUUGCCUGUAAAGUUUAUGUUUCAAAUCGUAUGUCUCGGAUGUGAUAAGGUAAUUUUAUUUUAUGAAGCGUUAAUGGAUUCUGUGUGAUCAGUGUUUUUAACGUUCUCGAUAACGUAAAAGUUAACGCAAAUUUGUAUGCAGUUGGAUCAGCGCCCCUAGCGGCAAACGUAGGCAAACGUUGCAACUCCAUACAAAUUUGAGUUAACUUUUACGUUAUCGAGAACGUUAAAAAAACUCGUACUACGCACACAGUAAUGAAGUCAAAAUACGUAGGUCAUUCCGUUUUGGAUGUCAUUCAUUGCGGGUUCAGUUCUUAAGUUGAUAAGAUAUGUUCAGGCUCAUUAUUAUAAUAAUAUUGUUAUAAAUUCCUCUUGUUUAGUAUAAUUAUCACCAUUUAUUGUAUAUAGUUAUAUAGGAUCACCCUGUAUAAUUGUAACUUUAGUCAUCAGAAAGGCCAUGAUGUUGGUAACUUCGAUGAUAAAGAUUCUUAUUAACGAAAUAUGUAUAAUAAUAUAUACGAAAAAAAUAAUGUAGGAUACAACUUUGGUUAAAAUUUUAAUAUUGAGCAAUAUUUUUUUUUAAUUUUUAAAUUUCAUAAAAAAAAGUAAAAUUGGUUAUCAGUAAAAACAAUUUCACCUUUCAUUAAAUAAUGGAUUAAAAAUUAUAGUCUAUAAGUCGAGAUUCCAUUAGUGUUUAUCAAACAACAACAAAAAAACCUACAUGCAAAAAUAUUAUGUCUUAUGUCAAAAGGGGAUAGUUCAAUUCUCUGCAUUAAAUAAUUUUUAGUGCCUCAAAUUACCUUCUACAUACUUAGAAGCAAAUCUAUUCCUAGUUAAACUUAGUAAGAAAGGACUGGGUUUUAAAGUUGGCAAUACUUUUUAUAAUGGAAGUGUUGCCAGAUUCCUUUUUUUUGUUUAAAUUACAUUUCUGGAUGUAAUGUUUUAGAUUUGUAUAAUCGUGCUUUUGUUUAAGAUAGUUUGGUUAUCACUCGUUUUGGCUAUGCAUUUAAAAUGUAAGUAAGAUCUAAGUGUUAUAUAUAAAUAUAUGAUCAAAUAUAA